Molecule: messenger RNA, 1486 nt
Organism: Hevea brasiliensis (rubber tree)
Lineage: Eukaryota; Viridiplantae; Streptophyta; Magnoliopsida; Malpighiales; Euphorbiaceae
Product: protein DETOXIFICATION 24-like
Exons: 7
Coding region: 209-1486 (425 amino acids)
Biological process (GO): xenobiotic detoxification by transmembrane export across the plasma membrane
Cellular component (GO): membrane
Molecular function (GO): antiporter activity; xenobiotic transmembrane transporter activity
Source: RefSeq, a predicted model, not a curated record
CCAGAGAGAAGGAAAGAAACACAAGAACUUAACCAAAUAUGCUCAAAAUUCUUUUAAGCCACUAGCUAGCUUCAAAUUUUUUAUGCAUAUAUUUGCCGUACAGUUAUUUAUUUGAGUUAAACUACAUUUUUGAAUACUACUAUACUGUGUGAUUAAGCUUCAUUCAUAAGCAAGCAUUGAUACAGGACUUAGAAUUGAUGUAUUAUUCAUGGAAAUAAUGGAAGAAGUAAAACCCUCAAAUUCACAAGAAAAAGAGAGUAAUAAAGAAUUGAAAGAAAGGGUUUGGGCAGAAUCAAAGAAAAUAUGGAGGAUUGCAUUUCCUUCCAUGUUGACAAAGAUUACUCAGUUUGGAAUGCUUGUAGUAACACAGGGAUUCAUUGGACACAUUGGAGAAGUAGAACUUGCAGCUUUUGCACUUGUUCAGAUCAUCACCGUACGGUUUGUACAAGGAAUAGUGCUAGGCACGUCAAGUGCAACAGAGACCCUGUGCGGGCAAGCAUUUGGAGCAAAACAAUAUCACAUGAUGGGCAUCUACUUGCAGCGAUCAUGGAUCAUUAAUAUUUCUACAGCAACAGUCCUCCUUCCUGUCUUCAUCUUCUCAUCUCAAAUCUUCAGACUACUUGGUCAGGAAGAAGAUAUAGCUAGAAAAGCUGGAAAUAUCUCCCUUUGGUUCAUACCAUCUAUCUACUCUUUGAUAUUUAACUUCACCAUGGAGAAGUUCUUGCAAGCUCAGCUCAAGAACACAAUUGUUGGGUGUCUUUCUGCUAUCACAUUUGCGCUUCACCUGCUCUUGUCAUCGAUCUUGCACAUCAAACUAAACCUGGGGAUCCCUGGUGCUAUGGGUGCAAUGAUUAUAUCAAAUUGGUUGGUUGUAAUAGGAGACUUUGCGUAUAUUUUUGGUGGCAGGUGUCCUAAAACAUGGAGAGGUUUCACUCUAGCUGCCUUCUCUGAUUUAGUCCCUAUAUUAAAGCUCUCAUUAUCUUCAGGCUUGAUGCUUUGCUUACGCCUAUGGUACACUGCAGCUUUAGUCUUACUUUGGAUAUAUGAAAAAUGCCAAACCGCAAUAUCUGCUUUCUCCAUCCGUAUCCAUAUCACGACUUGGGAUGGAAUGUCGUAUGCAGGCUUCAUGGUCGCUACUGUUGUGCGGGUUUCAAACGAAUUGGGAAAAGAAGAUGCCAAAGCUGCAAAAUUCUCCAUUAAAGUGAACUUGACAACUUCAUUUUGCAUUGGAGUUUUCCUCUGCAUUAUGUGUUUGUUGUUUGGCCAGAAAAUUGCUCACUUGUUUACCAGUAAAAAGGCAAUAGCAGAAUAUGUGUCAAGCCUUUCUCUCCCUCUUGCUUUCUCCGUUCUACUCAACAGCAUUCAGCCAAUUUUUUCAGGGGCAGCAGUAGGUGCUGGCAGGCAAAGUGUGAUUGCUAUUAUGCUGUUGGUGUGCCAAAUUCCUUUGAUAUCUUUUUCAAACAAAGCAAAGUGCAUUCUAAAAUAA